ACGCAUUUCCUGCGUGUUCUCUCUAGCGUCGCUGCAGCCAUGGUGAGCUACUGUCCCAUCUGCGGAAAGCCCGUCUAUUUCGGUGAGAAGAAAAGGUCUCUUGGGCGGGAUUAUCACCCACUGUGCCUGAAGUGCCACAGGUGUAAGAGACAGCUCACUCCUGGCCAACAUGCAGAGCACGAUGAGAAGCCCUACUGCACAAACUGCUACAUGAGAGACUUUGGACCUAGAGGUGGUAGAGGACCACUGAAUCGUACCUGUAACACUGCUGCCUCUUAAGACAUAUGUAUCUGUAGCACCUGUAACAUCUCCAUCCACCUCCACAACAUCCCCAAACUGCUAGAACUUGGUCUACACCUGUUAGAUCUCCAUCAUCAACUGCUACAACCUGGUCAUUAUCUCCAUCCUCAACUGUUAGAUCUCCAUUCGGAAUUUGUAAACUUUGUCUACAUCUGUUAGAUCGCCAUUUCAAAAUGCUAGAACCACAUCCACACCUGCAAGG
This is a messenger RNA of Colossoma macropomum (tambaqui), 502 nucleotides long. RefSeq lists its product as uncharacterized. The coding region runs from base 40 to 279 and encodes 79 amino acids. The record is from RefSeq and is a predicted model, not a curated record. The transcript is spliced from 4 exons. Gene Ontology annotation, biological process: regulation of gene expression; intrinsic apoptotic signaling pathway in response to DNA damage. NCBI's taxonomy places the organism in Eukaryota, Metazoa, Chordata, Actinopteri, Characiformes, Serrasalmidae. Gene Ontology annotation, molecular function: zinc ion binding.